Molecule: messenger RNA, 1455 nt
Organism: Aphidius gifuensis
Lineage: Eukaryota; Metazoa; Arthropoda; Insecta; Hymenoptera; Braconidae
Exons: 3
Coding region: 1-1455 (484 amino acids)
Biological process (GO): DNA integration
Molecular function (GO): nucleic acid binding
Source: RefSeq, a predicted model, not a curated record
AUGGGACAAGCCGCUUCUGAUAAAUAUGCAAGUGAUAUAUUUAAGCCCAUUGUAACACCCUUGGAAAAAUUAUUAAAUCAAACAACAACAACAAGUGAUAUCAAGAAAGAAAUUAAAAAUGAACCUGAUAAUGAGUAUGUGAAAAAAGAACAAGCAAAAGAAGAAGAAGAUGAUUUUAAUGAAACUUGCUCACCAGCUGUCAAGAUGAGUAUUGAUAUUUUCGGACGACAAUCGAAGAAUAAAAAUUCAUUACAAAGUAUUCGAGGUCCUCCAGGUGAUGGUUUCAAACGAACAUCGGAUGGACAUUAUAAUAUAAAUAAUAAACGAUUGUGUAAUGUUGCUGAUGCAUUAGAAUCAAAUGAUGCAACAUCUGUUAAAAUUACUAAGACAAUUAUAAAAGAAGAAACACGAAUUUUAUAUCAAUUGAAUAAAUCUCUACGAGAUGAUGUUGAUAAUAAUAAUAUAAUAGCCAAUUCACUUCAGUCUCAAUUUCAAGAGUUCAUUAAAAAUUAUCGUCUUGAAUUUGAGACAACACAAAAAUCGUCAUUACGUAUUGUUUCCCUACACAAACCUGCUCGAAGAAAUUAUACUCGUCGUCAUGUUGACAUUAAAGGAUUGGAUGAAACUUGGCAAGCAGAUCUUGUUGAUAUGCAAGCUUAUACGUCUGUUAACCAAAACUAUAAAUACUUGCUCACAAUUAUUGAUAUAUUUUCAAAAUUUGCAUGGACUAUACCAAUAAAAUCAAAAACUGGAAAAGAUGUUACAGCAGCGAUGAAAUCUGUACUUGAUAAAGGACGUAUUCCAAAAAAUUUACAUGUUGAUCAAGGAAAAGAAUUUUACAACAAGGAAUUUGAAGGUCUUAUGCAAAAACAUAAGAUACAUAUGUACUCAACAUACAGCAAUCUCAUAGCAUCAGUUGUUGAACGCUUUAAUAGAACACUGAAGAAUAAAAUGUGGGAAAAAUUUACUUAUCAAGGAUCCUACAAGUGGUUAGAAAUUUUACCACAUCUGCUUGAAAAUUAUAAUAAUUCAAAACACAGAACAAUAAAGAUGAAACCAAUAGAUGUUACGAAAGGAAAUAAAAAACAACUAUUGAGAAAUGUUUAUAAAAAAUUUCAACAGAAUCGUGAUAUCAAAAAUAAAUUCAAGAUUGGUGAUAAAGUUCGAAUAAGUAAAUAUAAAACUGUUUUUGAAAAAGGUUAUACACCAAAUUUCACAACAGAAAUAUUUACAAUCAAGGAAGUGAAAUAUACAGAUCCAGUGACAUAUAAACUCAUAGAUUAUAAAAAUAAUCCAAUUGAAGGAGGAUUUUACGAAGAAGAGUUAACUAAAGUUAAAUAUCCUGAUAUUUAUUUAGUUGAAAAAAUCGUGAAAAAACGUGGCGAUAAGUUACAUGUAAAAUGGUUAGGUUUUGACGAUACACAUAAUAGUUGGAUAAAUAAAUCAGAUCUGUAA